This is a messenger RNA of Acanthoscelides obtectus, 213 nucleotides long. Lineage: Eukaryota; Metazoa; Arthropoda; Insecta; Coleoptera; Chrysomelidae. The record is from the annotation of a GenBank genome assembly.
AUGUAUGGUACCUCCCUCACUUGGCGACGGUGUGGCGACGUCGCCAAGAUGGAAGCGUGGCCACAAACUACAGCUCCCUACGUGGCGACUGGCUACUCUGGCGCCGUGGCGUCGUUGCCAUCAUAUUGUACACAUGUUAGCUGUACCUCGCUCACUCAGUCGCCAGUCAGCCGCCACUUUGGACGCUCGCUCGGAAUAGUAGUUGAUAGUUGA